Molecule: messenger RNA, 10302 nt
Organism: Siniperca chuatsi (mandarin fish)
Lineage: Eukaryota; Metazoa; Chordata; Actinopteri; Centrarchiformes; Sinipercidae
Gene: gbf1
Product: golgi brefeldin A resistant guanine nucleotide exchange factor 1
Exons: 40
Coding region: 344-5974 (1876 amino acids)
Biological process (GO): regulation of ARF protein signal transduction
Molecular function (GO): guanyl-nucleotide exchange factor activity
Source: RefSeq, a predicted model, not a curated record
AGCAGCCUGUCAAUCAAGCCUCUGUCAUUAGGCUAGGUUGAGACUGCAGAGCUUUUCCACGUCAGUGUGUUUACCAAGACCAGAUUGACAGCUGCAGGAAGGUGUUCAAUGUAUUAACUUAUGGAGGAUUUUUUGAAGAGUGAAUGAAUAAGCGGUGUUUGGGAACAUUACGUUGUCGCACAGUGGAAUGUCCGAAAUUUUUAGUCUUUUUGUCGUAGUGAACUGAACUUUGGUCUUCUUCAUUCACUGUUGGCCGGCUAGCCUGCUAGCUUGUCGAGCUAGGCUAGCAUUAGCUACAACAGGACUCCAUCUUUGAAAUAGCAGCCACACACAGAAAAGCAGCAUGUUGGACAAGAAUAUCUACAUUGUCCAGGGUGAAAUUAGUACUGUUGUUGGAGCUAUCAAGAGGAACUCCAGAUGGAAUACGCACACUCCACUGGAUGAAGAACAGGACCCGUUACUUAACAGCUUUGGUCACCUCAAGGAAAUACUCAACAACAUAAAAGAGCUGUCAGAUGUUGAACCCAACGUUUUUCUGAGGCCGUUCCUAGAAGUAGUCCGCUCUGAGGACACCACUGGACCAAUCACAGGCCUUGCCCUUACCUCUGUCAACAAGUUCCUUUCCUAUGGCCUUAUAGAUGCUAACCAUGAAGCAGCAGCAGAGGCCAUUGAGAACAUGGCAGACGCAGUCACGCACGCUAGAUUUGUGGGAACUGACCCUGCCAGUGAUGAAGUCGUCCUUAUGAAAAUUUUACAGGUCCUGAGGACUCUGCUGCUGACGCCAGUCGGAGCCCAUCUGACCAAUGAGUCUGUUUGUGAGAUCAUGCAAUCCUGCUUCAGGAUCUGCUUCGAGAUGCGCCUAAGUGAGCUCCUCAGGAAAUCAGCUGAACAUACACUGGUUGACAUGGUGCAGCUACUGUUCUCCAGACUACCUCAGUUUAAAGAGGAGGCCAAGAGUUAUGUGGGUGCCAACAUGAAGAAGUUGAAGAUGCGUGCCGGUGGGAUGAGUGAGUCAUCCAAAUGGAAGAAGCAGAAACGUUCGCCAAGGCCACCUCGCCACAUGGUCCGAAGUCCCACUGGUGAGAUGGACCCAACCCAGUCCAGCACCCUCAGCAACAACAACCUUUCAGGUGGUGUCCCAUUCAUUGAGCAAGGCUUGUCUAGCCUACCAGCUUCAGACAGUGCUGGUUCGUCCAUUUCCAGCCCGCCAACCACAGACAGUGGCCUGGACACCUGUUCUAAAGCCACCUCCAGGGAAGAUCUUUCUGACCUGGAACAAUUUAGCUCAUCUGCAACCACCCCUAACACUGCUACCACACUCCCUGGGACUGAUCCUGGCUCUCCAGAUGCACAGUCUGAAGGCAGGCAGUUUUUACCAGCUCAGUCGGCCUCAGUGGAGUCCAUCCCUGAGGUUCUGGAGGACAAAGACUCCAUUACAGAGCAAGCAGACAGCACCUCUGUCCAUGACAUGGACUACGUCAACCCCAGAGGAGUCCGUUUUACACAGUCCACACAAAGAGACGGAGCAUCUCUCAUCCCUUAUGGCCUGCCAUGUCUAAGGGAGCUAUUUCGCUUCCUGAUCUCACUGACCAACCCCAAUGACCGCCACAACACUGAUGCCAUGAUGCACAUGGGCUUGCAGCUGCUGACUGUAGCACUUGAGUCAGCACACAUUGCUAACUACCAGACUUUACUAGGACUGGUCAAAGAUGAGCUCUGCAGACAUCUCUUCCAGUUGCUGAGUAUGGACCGUAUGAACCUAUAUGCUUCCUCCAUUCGAGUUUGCUUCUUGCUUUUCGAAAGCAUGAGAGUACACCUAAAGUUUCAGCUCGAGAUGUACCUAAAGAAACUGAUGGAUAUCAUCACGUCAGAGAACAUUAAGAUGCCGUAUGAGAUGAAGGAGAUGGCUCUGGAGGCACUGGUCCAGCUGUGGAGGAUCCCCAGCUUUGUCACUGAGCUGUACAUCAACUAUGACUGUGACUUCUACUGCUCCAAUCUGUUUGAGGACCUCACGAAGCUGCUGUCCAAGAAUGCAUUCCCAGUGUCAGGGCAGCUCUACACCACCCACCUCCUGUCACUGGAAGCUCUGCUCACAGUGAUUGAUAGCACUGAAGCCCACUGUCAGGCCAAGGUGGUCAACAGCACUGCUCAACAAGACCAGUCAGAAACACUGCUGGCAGAGGGAGAACGUUCAACCAAAAAUGGAAUGGACACUUCAUCUGAUCUUAAUAGACUGGGCAGUACCAAUGGUCUGAGUCUUGCACAAGCUGAGAAUGCACCAGUGUGUCCACCAACCAGUGGACAUCUGAUGGCAGAGAGGAUGAGACUGGGUAGACAGGAUCAAGGAGACAAUGACACUGCCGAGAAGAUAGCCCCGAAAAAACCUGAACGUUUCUCGUCAUGUUUACCCGAUUCCCAAGAGUUGAUUGAAAUUAGAACAAAGAAAAAGCUGCUGAUCACAGGCACAGAGCAGUUUAACCAGAAGCCCAAGAAGGGAAUCCAGUUCCUGCAAGAGAAAGGCCUCCUCAGUAACCCAAUGGACAACAACCGGGUGGCCCAGUGGCUCAGAGAAAACCCCCGACUGGACAAAAAGAUGAUUGGCGAGUACAUCAGCGAUCGCAAGAACAUGGAGCUCCUAGACAGCUUUGUAAACACAUUCACCUUCCAGGGACUUCGUAUUGAUGAGGCUCUGCGGCUCUACCUGGAGGCCUUUAGAUUACCUGGAGAGGCUCCUGUCAUCCAGAGACUCCUGGAAACCUUCACAGACAACUGGCAUAAAGUGAACGGCUCUCCUUUCAUGAGCAACGAUGCAGGCUUUGCCUUGGCCUACGCUGUCAUAAUGCUGAACACUGACCAGCAUAACCACAAUGUUCGCAAGCAGAACAUCCCAAUGACUGUCGAGCAAUUCAAGAAAAAUCUGAAGGGAGUAAAUGGAAAAAAAGACUUUGACCAGGACAUGUUGGAGGAUAUCUACAAUGCUAUCAAGAAUGAGGAGAUUGUGAUGCCAGAUGAGCAGACAGGGUUGGUGAAGGAGAACUAUGUAUGGAGUUUGUUGCUACACCGCAGCGCCACACCUGAGGGUGUUUUCCUCCACCUGCCACCCGGCAGCUAUGAUCAUGACUUGUUCACCAUGACUUGGGGUCCCACCAUCGCUGCUCUUUCCUAUGUCUUUGACAAGAGCCUGGAUGACAACAUCAUCCAGAAGGCUAUCACUGGCUUCAGGAAAUGUGCAAUGAUAGCGGCUCACUAUGGCUUCAGUGAUGUUUUUGAUAAUUUGAUCAUCUCCCUUUGCAAGUUCACCACUCUGAGCAGUGAGUCUGUGGAAAACCUUCCUACAGUGUUUGGCAGCAACAGUAAGGCACAGACAGCAGCCAAGACAGUGUUUGACCUCGCCCAUCGGCAUGGCAACAUCCUGAGGGAGGGCUGGAAGAACAUAAUGGACUCAGUACUACAGCUGUUCAGAGCCGAGCUCCUGCCCAAAGCCAUGGUCGAGGUGGAGGAUUUUGUGGAGCCAAAUGGGAAAAUUUCUCUUCAAAGAGAGGAAACGCCUUCAAAUCGUGGUGAGUCAGCGGUGUUGAGUUUUGUCAACUGGUUGACGUUGAGUGGAGCCGAGCAGUCGGGACUCAGAGGACCGUCCACGGAAAACCAGGAGGCCAAGCAGGCCGCCAUCCUCUGCAUAAAACAAUGUGACCCAGAAAAGCUGAUCACAGAGAGUAAAUUCCUACAGUUGGAGUCUCUACAGGAGCUAAUGAAGGCUCUGAUAUCAGUUACCCCAGAUGAAGAGACUUAUGAUGAAGAGGAUGCUGCCUUCUGCUUGGAGAUGUUGCUGCGUAUCGUUCUGGAGAACCGAGACCGUGUGUCAUGUGUCUGGCAGACCGUGUGUGACCGCCUCUGCCACCUUUGCGUCCAAGCCAAUGAGAGCUGCUUCCUUGUGGAGAGGGCUGUGGUGGGACUCCUUCAACUUGCAAUCCGCCUGCUACGACGAGAAGACAUUAGCUCUCAGGUUCUCCUUUCCCUGCGUCGCCUGCUGAUGAUGAAACCUCAUGUCUUGUCCCGGGUUAGCAGGGAGGUGGCAUAUGGCCUUCAUGAGCUGCUGAAGACUAAUGCAGCUAACAUCCAUUGUACAGACGACUGGUACACACUCUUCUCCCUGCUGGAGUGCAUCGGAGCCGGAGUGAAACCUCCUGCCUCUUUCCAGCUGACCUCCACCACUACUGACAAUGACACAGGAGCCCAGUCAGAUAGCGAGCUGUCAUCUCAUCAUCCCAGUGAAGUGAGUGUAGACCGUGGCUACACGUCUGACUCAGAGGUCUACACUGAGCACAGCAAGUCCAGGAUCCCUCGCUCCACAACAGACGUGGAUGUAGCAAGCAGUGGAUGGCUUGUGGUUGGGAAAGAUGACCUGGAGAUAAAUAAGACCCCUCCAGUAAACUCUAAAGCUCAACUGAAUCACCCAUUGGUCAACCAGUACAGUCUGACGCUGGGCCAGGACCUGGGCCAGCACGACACAAAGUCUCUCAUCAAGUGUGUGGAAACACUCUCUUUCAUCGUGCGUGAUGCUGCCCACGUCACCCCUGACAACUUUGAACUGUGUGUUAGAUCUAUACGAGUGUUUGUGGAGGCCAGCCUCAACGGAGGUUACCGCAACCACGACAAGAAGAAGGGCCACAAGUACGACUCUAAGUCCCGGAUGAGGAAGAAGGCAGGGGGAAGGGAGAAGGAGGGUGGAGGUGGCAUGAGGCGAGGUGGCAGCCGGGCGUCCAGCCAGCGUCCAUCACGUUCCCACAGUGACGACGAGGAGGACGAGAGUGUCCCAGCCAGCUACCACACGGUGUCAUUACAGGUUAGUCAGGACCUGUUAGACCUGAUGCACACACUGCACACCCGGGCUGCCAGCAUCUACAGCUCCUGGGCAGAGGAGCAGCGCCAUCUGGAGGCUGCAGGCAGGAAGAUCGAGGCUGAUUCCCAGACUCUAUGGACAAGCUGCUGGUGCCCGCUGUUGCAAGGCAUUGCUUGGCUGUGCUGUGAUGCCAGACGACAGGUUCGUAUGCAGGCCCUCACCUACCUCCAGAGGGCACUGCUGGUCCAUGAUCUGCAGACACUUGACGCAACUGAGUGGGAAUCCUGCUUCAAUAAGGUGCUUUUCCCCCUGUUGACUAAGCUGCUUGACAACAUCAGCCCAGCAGAUGUGGGCGGUAUGGAGGAGACCAGAAUGAGAGCCUGUACACUGUUAUCAAAGGUUUUCCUCCAACACCUCUCUCCUCUGCUGUCCUUGCCUACCUUUGCUGCCCUCUGGCUCACCAUUUUGGAUUUCAUGGACAAGUACAUGCACGCAGGAUCCAGUGACUUACUGUUGGAGGCAAUCCCUGAGUCUCUGAAGAACAUGCUGCUGGUGAUGGAUACAGCAGGCAUCUUCCACAGUGCUGACUCCAGGACAGGAUACUCAGACCUGUGGGAAAUAACUUGGGAACGAAUUGUCUGCUUCCUGCCUCACCUGAGGGAGGAGCUCUUCAAACAGACUGUCAUACCAGAUCCAGUACCCAGUCCUCCAGCAGAGCCCGUGCAGCCAACACCCCCAGCAGGCCGGCCUCCAUCCCCUCAGUUGUCUCCACCACCUGCCCAGCUGCCCUCCCCAAUCCCAGUCCCAAUAACCCCUGCAGAGACACAGACCCCGAGCAGGCCAGUAUCACCCCAGGAGCCCCAUCCAGCCAGUGCCAAUGGAUCAGACAGAUCGUCUCCGGUCCCACCCUCAAUUCGCCCCAUGCCGGUACCGUUAACGACGUCCCCUGCCCAGACUCCUUCACCCUUGAGCCAGUCCCCCCUCAUCCUGCAGCCCCUCGCCUCUCCCUUGCAGGUGGGAGUCCCGCCCAUGUCCCUGCCAAUCAUCCUGAACCCCGCCCUCAUCGAGGCCACGUCGCCUGUACCGCUGCUUCCUGGUCCCAGACCUACAAGUCCUUCUGACGAGGUCAAGUAAGAAAACUCAAGCUACCCUACACCCCUACUCUGUCAUCUUUCCAGACCACCACCCUCUUCAACAACUGGACCCAACAGACUUUUCAACUACAACUUCAAGAGCUGCUUGUCACCAGGUUUUUGAAAUAAUAUGUAUGAGAAGACAAAUUAGAUGAGACACCUCAAUUAUACCACAUUUGAUUUAAAGGAAAAAUCCCCCAAAACAUCUGAAACUGUAAAAAAACACCAAUUGCUGGUGUACCUUGCAUUCUUUGUGCCAUUUUUGUGUUUAGUAUAUUCUUAUUUCCAUGGAGACAAUGUAAGGAAAUGGAGGACAAAAGUCAUCCUAGGACAAAUAUUACUAAUAGUAAUAUUAAGUCUGAUUGAGGUAAAGUGGGUUCACCAAAAGUGUACCUGGGCUGUAGCUACCAUUGACAACACUGAGGUCCAGUCCUCACUGUUUUGGGGGCGCAUUUGGGUGUUUUGGCAACCUGGGGGGAGUUUAUUUUGUACUACACAUGGUGAACAUUUUACUGUCUGAUUCCAGAAUUUUUAAACUCAAUGCAUUAUAUGUAUUUUAGACCAAUACAAUAAAAUAAAAAUUCUGAUUCAGUAUUUUCCCCCAGUUUUAUUCUUGGGAGUGUAAGCAAGGCUUUAAAUGAUAAGGCAGGUGUCAUUCUAUAUUUUUCUUAUUGUCUUAAAAUCUCAUAAAAAGACCCAAAAUAACAUGUGUUAGUCAGUCUCUCAAUACUUUCUGACUUCUCUACCCUGUCUGUGGCUCUCUGCUCCAAGCCCAUUGGUUCCCACUAAAGAUGUAAAUCUUUAAAAACACCUCACAAAUUUUAAUUUUUAUAGAAGGAUAAGUAAUUUCCUAAAACUGGUCACUAUAGCUUUUAACAACGUAACAACGUCCUCAAAUAGGAGGAAAUUUGGACUAUUUUCCGUUGCGGAUUAAUCCACAUUUGGUACAUGAGUACAUCUGGCAGCAGUAGUGUAUGUGGGAUUGAGUCAAAAUAAAAUUCAGUAUGUGUGUGUGUUCAUGGUAAUGAAGGAACAUGUCACCCAGUGCAACAGUGUGGCUCAUUGAUGUGUUUUAAUAGUGUUUGGACAACAAUGGAACUCUAUGGCACAGAGGAAUAAGAUUUAUCAGGCAUUGAGAAAAACAGAAUACUUGUUAGCAGGAUCAAUUCAUUGGCUCUGCACAUGGGAUUUGUUGGUAGUAAGAAAAAUAUAAAAUAUCACCAGCUUUGGAACUUGUUGGAAAUCAUUAAGUUUUCAGUAGGAGAACCACAUGCAGGAUACACUUCUCACCUGAUGGGCAGCACCAUUUUUUUUCUUUCAGAGGACCCUUCCCCUCGCAUAGAUUUUAACUUGAUAAGACCAGGCUGACCUCAUGGCUUUGCUCGCACACCUGUGCUUCAUAUUAAUCAAGAGACUUCAGGCAGGGACAGUACACAAGAUCCACACAAUUAAGUUAUUUGGAUUUUAGGUACUGCAUGUUGUUCAUUAAAUAGGAUUUCCAGAGCAUGAACUUCAGUCAGAUGUUCCAGUGGUCUUAACAGAGCUGUUAUAUAACCCCCACUGAGGGAUCAGCGUCUGAUUGAAAACUGUACAGAAAAACUACUUUAUUUAUAUACUAGUCAGUUUUUGUUUCAGAGAGGCAAACUUCUUUUCUGUUAUCCUGUAACAGCCAAAGAUAGAGACACUGUCCUGUACUGUUUAUUUCUUCCCAUUUCUUUUGAAUUCUGCAUGAGCUUUUUGCCCCAACAACAAAAAACAAGCUUUGAUUUCGGGCACUCUAUGAAUUCCUCCUCCACUUUAACAAAGAGGGAUUGUGUGCACAUGAAGGCUUUCUCAGAUGGACUGGAGAUUUUACAUGUACAACAUUCCAAAAUGUAUACUUGUGUGCAGUGAGCUCGGCCCACUGUAUGGAGGAGAGUUAGAGAUCCAAAUGGCUACUUCUAUGAUUUAUGAUGAGUCUAACAAAUAAUUCAGAGUUCAGUAUUGAUGUUAUUUUAUCAUGUUUAUGUAGCUCGCUGCGUACAACAGUCCACACAUUAAUAUUUCCAAGGGCCUGAGGAGUUCGGGUUACUCAUAUCGCAAGGAAAUCUAAGGAAACUAAUAAUAGCAGUAACUUAACACCUUAUUGUUAAAUGUAAUCAUUACUGAAUACUUCAUUUAUAAAUAGAAUUACAGCUGAAUAAGCAUUGAAAUAUUUUACUUUGAAAACCAUCCAUCUCCAUUUAUGUAGUUUGAAUUUGUCAGCAGGUUAUUUCAAGUGGUGUAAUUUCAAAAACAUGAUUUCAAACUUUAUUUCUCCGCAGUGGGGCUAUUAAAAACUAUACAUAGCAGAGCACACACAUAUCUCAAUAGAGCACUUAGGACAACAUAAUAUGAUUUUAAAAAGUGCAGAGUAACAGGGUUCACAAAUUCAGUUAGAAAAUGAAAGUGUCCCAUAUUCAAAAAACUAAUAAUUUUGCUCAAAUUCGAUCUAAAAAUUUAAGUAACCUAAAAUUCUAAAUUAAAUUUUUUAACUAAUAACUGUAACUAAUUUCACAAUUAGGUGUUCAGCUGCUACAAUUUGCUUCCAUAGAAACCUGUUGACAUUCUUGUAUGCUGAUGGACAAACUCAUAAUCACAUAUUUGGCAUUAAAAUGGUGAAUUAAUCUAUGUGGUGUAGAUGUGGACAGAAAGUUUAACAUCCAUUUACAGUGGCCCUGGUAUUCUCUGUGAUGUUUAAUGCUAUUUAUUGAGUUGCGAAAGAAGAGAUGGACUUUUCCACUGCAGUACAGUUGACAUAUACAUUGUGUCACAGCCUUAUAGAGCCACCAACAUGAGAUAUUUUGUAAGCUGUGUGUUUAUUUGUUGUAUGGGACUCUAAAUAUAUCAGGAGCUGAUUCUUGCUUGAACAGGAAAUUACAUGAAUAUAAUGUGUGUGUAUAUAUAUAUAAAUGAAAGGUAAAAUACUUUUUACUAUGUAAUAAAUAUAAUGUAAAGAAAGUGCCCAAUCUGGUGUUUGUGUUGUUGCUUUUACUCUAUGAAAUACAGGCCAUAUUCUCAAAGGAUUUUAUUUUACCAUUGGGAAUCCUCUACGUAGAGUGUCUCCUCUUAAAACCUUUUCACAAAGCUGCUGAGAGCAAUUUUUAUUUAGGAACAGAGUGGGUUUACUGUUCCUGUUGCUAUGGAUGACAUCAUGUUUUAAAUGUUUAUUGAAUGAGUUUCCUCACUAUGUAUACAGUCAUUGGUGGACAUUGGGUCAUUUGCAUCACUGAAUGUGAAAUAAAAAUGUAAUCAAUACACAGGUGUGAGACAAGAUAGAUAGAUUUAAUUGGAAAUGUUUUUUAGUUUUAUGUUUGUGACACAGUUUAGGAAAUAAGUAAAAUAUUGACUUGUUCAGUAGAUUGUAUCUGGGAUCAAACACCAUCUUUAUGUUGGUACUAUAUAUUUUUUUCCAGUUAACUGAACAAAUGUUUAUCCUUUGAUGGGCUAGUUAUUCAUGUCAACAAUGUUGCCAUGCAGUGAUGGCCAUGAAGUCAACUUUAUUUAUUGCUGUUGGUCAUUAUUGAAUGUACACUUAACUAUCAAACAACUGAGGUUUGAAAAGAGCAAUUUUGGGUUGAUAAAUAAUUUGAUAAACUUGACUUACUGAAUUUCUCAGCAGUCUGUCCAGUGUUGCAAACUGUAUUUUUCCAGUGUCACAGUAUUGGAAAGUUGUGCAAAUGGUCAUCUCUGGUGUUAAUUUUGUUAAUGUUCAUUUUGAUUUGUUGGUGCUCUGAUUAGGUCCUAAUUAACUCAUCUCCAUCAGAGUAUAAUUUUAAAAUUAUUAUUGUAUUGUUUCAAAUAACUGAUGUGACUGACUGAACAGGUCUUAGUGACUCAGGAGUCCAAUGGACUGCCUCUUCUUCUCUCAGACAGAGGACCUGGUUUUAGCGCUUAAAUGCUUUGUGAAUUACUCAUAGACAAUACAACAGGAAUACAGGAUUCUUAUAGUUAGGACUGACACACUUAUUUUAAAGGACUGCUAUCUAUAUGUAUAUUCUAUAUUUUUCUUCUUGUCAACAAAUCCCAUGUGCAGAGCCAAACCAACAACGUAUACAUGCUGCUAUCUUGUUCUUCUGUGCCAUAGAGUUCCAUUGUUGGUUUGAGUCUUCAUAUGGGAUUUGUUGACUAUAAGAAAAAUAUAGAAUAACAACAGCCUUAUGCUUUAAGAGUUUCUCCUAACUUGACCCCGUAAUAGCCCCUAACCAAACAAGCAAACCAAAUGUUUAGCCUUUAGCCUUUUGUGCAUAUGUCUACCAGCAUUUUAUGGUAGAAUUACAAAUUAUUUCUAUUAAAUGCUCUUUGACAGAG